Xenia sp. Carnegie-2017 is the source of this 4011-nucleotide messenger RNA. RefSeq names its product pyruvate carboxylase, mitochondrial-like. NCBI's taxonomy places the organism in Eukaryota, Metazoa, Cnidaria, Anthozoa, Malacalcyonacea, Xeniidae. The record is from RefSeq and is a predicted model, not a curated record. The transcript is spliced from 16 exons. Bases 257 to 3859 code for a protein of 1200 amino acids. Gene Ontology annotation, molecular function: pyruvate carboxylase activity; metal ion binding; ATP binding. Gene Ontology annotation, biological process: pyruvate metabolic process; gluconeogenesis. Gene Ontology annotation, cellular component: cytoplasm.
CAGUUGCCAGAGCAGUUUGGUUGAGUCUUUAGCGCGUGCGCGUCAACUUGAUUUAAUGAUUUCUCGCACGAGAAUCGAAUAGUUGUAAAAGCAUUGUGUUGUACGUGGCCGAAGGUAGGAGAGAAGCUAUUGUCACUAUUGUAUUCUCUUCUUUAUUCUACAAAUCUCUGUUUGAUUUUUCAGCUGCUACACUUGAGUAAUUAAUUAUUAGCUAUCGAGUGCAAAUGAAAGUUUUGUCUGGAUCAGUGCAUCUUUGAUGAUGUUUCGCUUUAAAACAGGUCAGAUAAACCUUGUCAACUUUCAACAAUUUUCACGACUUGCUGGUGUUCAAAGCAUACGGUCCAUUCAUGGCACACAAUCCUGUCACAAGGGUGAUGUUGACACAAAACCAUUACCAGAGCAUGGGAGCAUAAAAAAACUAUUGGUGGCCAAUCGAGGUGAGAUUGCCAUCAGGAUUUUUCGUGCUGCAACAGAGAAAGGAAUAAGAACUGUUGCAGUUUACUCACAAGAGGAUAUAAAUCACAUGCAUAGACAGAAAGCUGAUGAAGCAUUUUUGAUUGGAAAGGGUUUAGCACCAGUUGCAGCUUACCUUAACAUACCAGAAAUCAUCAGAGUUGCUAAGGAACGUGAUGUUGAUGCUAUCCAUCCUGGUUAUGGCUUUCUCUCAGAGCAAGCAGACUUUGCCCGUGCAUGUGUCAACUCUGGUAUUAAAUUUAUUGGACCAACUCCUGAAGUUUUGUCCACCAUGGGUGACAAGAUUGCUGCACGUGCUACAGCUAUUCAAGCUGGUAUUCAUGUCAUCCCUGGAACAGACCAUCCUGUUGAUGAUCUUCAAGCCGCUCGCGAGUUUUGUGUAAAUCAUUCAGGUUUUCCUGUAAUGUUGAAGGCAGCAUAUGGCGGAGGAGGUCGAGGAAUGCGGAUAGUCAGGAGUAUAGAUGAGUUGGAGGAAUUGUUUACUCUUGCUAGGAAUGAAGCUUUAACUGCAUUUAAUGAUGGCUCCUUGUUUAUUGAAAAAUAUAUUGAGAACCCUCGUCACAUCGAGGUUCAGAUACUGGGUGACGCCUAUGGCAACGUCGUUCAUCUCUAUGAACGAGACUGUUCUGUUCAACGUAGACACCAAAAACUUGUUGAGAUCGCUCCAGCUCCGGUUUUGGACCCCGAGCUUCGCAAAGCGAUGACAUCUGAUGCGGUUAAACUUGCCAAUUUUGUGGGCUAUGAAAAUGCUGGCACUGUUGAGUUUUUGUUGGACGAAAAAGGAAAUUAUUACUUCAUUGAAGUGAAUGCCAGACUUCAGGUUGAGCACACCGUCACUGAGGAAGUUACUGGGGUUGAUUUAGUCCAAACUCAGAUCGGCAUCGCGGAAGGUAAAAGUCUUCCUGACCUUGGGCUGACUCAAGAAAAUGUCAAAGUGACCGGUUCGUCCAUUCAGGCACGGGUUACCACUGAAGAUCCCACAAAUAAUUUUACACCCGACACUGGUAGGAUAGAGGUUUUUAGAGCUGGCGAAGGCAUGGGAAUACGUCUGGAUGGCGCAGCGGUCUUUCCUGGGACGGUAAUUACACCACAUUACGACUCACUAUUGGUCAAAAUCAUCAGCCAUGCGCAGACGCAUCGUGAUGCAUCCAUGAAAUUACAUCGUGCCCUACAGGAAUUUCGAGUACGAGGAGUAAAGACCAACAUUCCAUUUCUUCUUAAUGUAUUGGAACAUCCUGAAUUCCUCGAUGGUGUGGUCAACACCGAUUUCAUCAACGACAAUCCUCACCUUCUUUCCAUCGCUGGAAGUCAGAAUCGUGCUCAGAAAUUACUGCAUUACUUAGGUAAUGUAAUGAUAAAUGGUCCUGUCACGCCUUUAGCGACCGACGCCAAACCCAAGAAAAUUGAACCAAAAGUACCAAAGAUACCUGUGAGCAACGCCCGUGAUCGACCACCUGGCUUCAAAGAUGUUCUCACGCAAGAAGGUCCAGAAGGCUUAGCGCGUGCUGUAAGGAAUACCGAAUCCCUUCUCUUAACGGACACCACGUUUCGUGAUGCCCACCAAUCGCUUUUGGCGACCCGAGUCCGUACGACUGACUUAAGAAAGAUUGCCCCAUUCGUUUCCACGAACUUCUCGAAAUUAUUUAGUGUCGAAUGCUGGGGAGGAGCAACAUUUGAUGUGGCAAUGCGAUUCCUGAACGAGUGUCCAUGGGAUCGAUUAGCAAAGCUGCGCCAGGACAUCCCAAAUGUGCCCUUGCAAAUGUUACUGCGAGGAGCGAAUGCUGUAGGCUACACCAGUUACCCAGAUAAUGUAGUCUAUAAGUUCUGCAAGCUUGCUGUGGAACAUGGGAUGGAUAUAUUCCGGGUUUUUGAUUCGCUGAAUUACGUACCUAAUCUUCAGUUGGGAAUGGAAGCUGCAGGUGCUGCUGGGGGUGUAGUUGAGGCCGCAAUAUCGUACAGCGGAAACGUAGCUGAUCCUAAUAAGACAAAAUACACUAUUGAGUACUACAUGGAGCUCGCCAGAGAACUAGUGAAAGGUGGAACGCAUAUCCUUUGCAUCAAGGACAUGGCUGGCCUCUUGCGACCCGAAGCCGCAAGACUAUUGAUCGGAGCUCUUCGUGCCGAGUUUCCCAACAUGCCUAUUCAUGUACAUACCCAUGAUACCUCGGGAGCUGGUGUCGCGUCUAUGCUUGCCUGCUCAGAGGCUGGAGCCGAUGUCGUUGACGUUGCAGUCGAUUCCAUGUCCGGGAUGACGUCACAACCAAGUAUGGGUGCUGUUAUUGCGUCUGUACAGAAUACAAAAGUAGAUACAGGGAUUGCGCUGGAUAAAGUGUUCGACUAUAGUAGUUAUUGGGAACAAGCACGGUUGUUGUAUGCACCAUUUGAAUGUACGACGACGAUGAAGAGUGGUUAUUCUGACGUGUAUGAGAAUGAAAUACCUGGUGGUCAGUACACAAAUCUUCAAUUUCAAGCUUUCAGUCUUGGUCUCAAUGACCAGUUCACAGAAGUGAAGAAGAAGUAUGCCAUCGCAAAUCGCAUUCUGGGUGAUGUGAUCAAGGUGACGCCAUCGUCAAAAGUUGUUGGCGAUCUUGCACAGUUUAUGGUUCAAAAUGAUUUGGAUGAACAUGACGUUCUGGCCAAAGCGAGUGAGUUAGACUUUCCUAAUUCAGUUGUUGGUUUUAUGCAAGGAGAGCUAGGACAACCAUAUGGUGGAUUUCCUGAACCUCUAAGGACACAGGUUCUUAAAGGUAAACCGACAGUUGAUGGAAGACCUGGGGCGAGUAUGGAAGAGUUGGACUUUAAAAAGCUAGAGAGAGAAUUGAAGAAAGAGCACGGUGACAAUAAUAUACGUGAAUGUGACGUUGUUAGCGCUGCGCUUUAUCCCAGUGUCUUCAGAGAGUACAUGAGAUUUAAAGAUGAGUUUGGACCGAUGGAGCCAUUGCCGACACGACUUUACCUGACUGGGCCCGAAAUAGGAGAACAGUUUCAUAUUGAAAUUGAGGAUGGUAAAGUUCUGAACGUGAAAAUUCUUGCAAUUGGUGAUCUCUUACCCGAUGGACAGCGCGAAGUUUUCUGUGAAAUGAAUGGGCAAUUGCGAGCCGUGUAUAUCACUGAUAAGACUGGAAUCGAGCAAGUCGCAACGAGGCCAAAAGCUCAUCGCGACAAUAAGGGAUCCGUGGGUGCUCCAAUGCCAGGAGAAGUCGUGGCUGUUAGGGUAAAACAAGGACAGAAGGUGGAUAAAGGUGAUCCACUUGUUGUGCUUAGCGCUAUGAAAAUGGAAACAAAUGUGACGUCACCAGUUAAGGGAGUGGUUUCGCAAAUCGCGGUCACGAAUGGUGAGACUAUUCAGGCAGGUGAUCUACUUAUCGAGAUUGUUGAAGAUUAAUUAGAUUGGUAACUAUUUUAUGGAAUUUAGCAAUUAUUUUUCAAAUAUAAAAGGGAUUAACGUGGGAGUCCAAUUUUUACGUGUAGAAGUCUAGGAACAACCUAUCAUGUAAAAAAAAUUGAAUUUAAAAAGCGUUUAAUGGUGAUGUGUAA